AUGUCACGAUUAUCUAAAUCAUAUUUGAUUGCUUAUAAUGGUAUAUCCGCAGUAUUAUGGUUAGCCAUUCUACAAACUUCAAUGUGGGAUAUAAUUGCAGUCAAAAUUUAUCAUGAUUCAUCAAAUUACUACAUAUCCCAUCAAUUCGAAGGUGAUUUUCCUCAUAAGUUACUUGUAUACACUCAAUUAUUCAACUCCAUAAUGGAAAUCAUUCAUUCUUUAACUGGAAUAGUGAAAUCACCUAUCCCUACUUUAAUAGUUCAAGCUGCUGCAAGAUCUUUAAUCACUUUAGGUAUAAAUUAUACCUUACCUCAAAGUCCAGGAAAUUACCAUUUUGUCUUUUUCAAUAUGAUUAUUUGGGCAUGGUCUACUAGUGAUAUCAUUAGAUAUAUAUUCUUUUCCUUUAAAUUGUUAUAUACUAAUAGUCAACCUCCAUAUUGGUUAAUUUGGUUACGAUAUUCUGCUUUCUUAAUGUUAUAUCCUAUCGGUUUAAUUAGUGAAUCUUCGGUGGUAUAUCUUUCAUUAUCAGUAGUUACCAAGAAUACAGCAUACUAUUACUUCUUAUUAUUUGGAUUAUCAUCUUACUUGCCUGGUCUUUACUUUCUUUAUGGUUAUAUGUUAAAACAACGUAAAAAAGUAUUAUCAAAAAAGAAUAAUUAA
Molecule: messenger RNA, 660 nt
Organism: Scheffersomyces coipomensis
Lineage: Eukaryota; Fungi; Ascomycota; Pichiomycetes; Serinales; Debaryomycetaceae
Exons: 1
Coding region: 1-660 (219 amino acids)
Biological process (GO): sphingolipid biosynthetic process; very long-chain fatty acid biosynthetic process; fatty acid elongation
Cellular component (GO): endoplasmic reticulum membrane
Molecular function (GO): 3-hydroxyacyl-CoA dehydratase activity
Source: RefSeq, a predicted model, not a curated record